AGUUCUACACUCAAUUCAACUACAUAAACACUUGAACACUCCAAUUCAUUCAACCUUUAAACCCUAACACACACCAUUCCAAUCUCUCUCUCUCUUCUCUCUCGAUUCAGCCAUGGCGAUCAUCUCUGAUUUUCACGAAGAAGAACCACAGCAGAACAAUGCUGCUCCUUCCAAAACCGACGCCUCUCCGUCGCAAUCGAAACCCUCUCCGUCGCCGACGUUCGCCGCCACUUUCGAUCGGUCAAACCCUGCUGCGUUUCUCGAGCGAGUCUUCGACUUCGUCUCCCGAGAAAGCGAUUUCCUCGCCACGGAGGCGGCCGAGAAGGAGGUAGCGUCGCUGGUGCGCGCUGCCAGGGAGAAGAGGAAGAAGAAGAGGGAGGAGGAGCUUAAGGCGUCUGAGGAGAAGGCGAAGGCUGAGAAGAGAUUGAAGGAAGCGGAGAAGAAACCCAAAGCGGAGGAGAAUGAUAAGAAAGAGGGAACCGCCGCCAUAGUUCCAAACAAAGGUAAUGGCAUGGAUCUGGAGAAAUAUUCUUGGACUCAGACUCUGCAAGAGGUCACUGUUAAUGUUCCAGUGCCACAUGGAACCAAAUCGAGGUUUGUUGUCUGUGAGAUUAAGAAGAACCAUCUAAAAGUUGGGCUCAAAGGUCAACCUCCAAUUAUUGAGGGAGAGUUUUUCCGGCCAGUCAAGCCUGAUGACUGCUAUUGGAGCAUAGAGGAUCAAAGUGCACUUUCUAUUCUUUUGACGAAGCAUGACCAAAUGGACUGGUGGAAAUGUCUGGUGAAGGGUGAUCCUGAAAUUGAUACCCAGAAAGUUGAACCUGAGAACAGCAGACUUUCUGACCUGGAUGCAGAGACUCGACAGACUGUUGAAAAAAUGAUGUUUGAUCAGAGGCAGAAGUCUAUGGGCCUCCCUACCAGUGAUGAGCUCCAGAAGCAGGAACUUUUGAAGAAAUUUAUGUCUGAGCAUCCGGAGAUGGACUUCUCUAGGGCAAAAUUAGCAUAGACGGUGUUACUUUUGUCAUUGUUUUUCGGGACUGGUCUUACAGGCUUGCUCACCUCUUUUCCUGUAAUGACAGUAUCUUUGGUUGUAGUUCGUUAACUUAAUAUCUCUUUUUGGAUUGUGAACACAUUGAACUUUGUUCAUAACAGUUAACCAUAUGCGUGACGAGAAUAUAUGGUGCAAAUAGUAUAAAUAUUACAUCUCUUUUUGAAUA
Messenger RNA from Lotus japonicus, 1214 nucleotides. Its product is annotated as protein BOBBER 1. Gene Ontology annotation, biological process: protein folding. The record is from RefSeq and is a predicted model, not a curated record. The coding region runs from base 113 to 1003 and encodes 296 amino acids. The transcript has 6 exons. Lineage: Eukaryota; Viridiplantae; Streptophyta; Magnoliopsida; Fabales; Fabaceae. Gene Ontology annotation, cellular component: cytoplasm.